CCGAAGGGUAUCAGGCUUUUUCUCAUAUGCUUCCCCUUCCAAAGUCCAAAUAAAAAGAAGAAAAGGAAAACGAAUAGCUUCAAAUUCCAUCCUUGUUACUAGUCGUACCAAACCUCAAUUGGAUGGUGUAAAAAAAGAGCCGCUAUAAUUGUAUACCUGAAGAGGAACUGUUGCCUGGCUUAGUUUGAAAAUUUUGAAAUUGUCUUCUUCACAGCAUGGACGAUAACAACAAUGACAAUGAUUUUACCUUUUGUCAGGUUGGCUUACCUACUGAUCAAAAUUGUGUGGAGGCAAAGAAUCUUGCAGCUGAUAUUUGUGGUCUUACCUUUAAAGAUGAAUUCUCAAACAGCAGUGAUAGCAGUAAAAAUGGUGGUUUUCCCUGGAAAGAUAAACAGCUAAAUAAUGCCACAUUAGGAAAUCAGGCUACUGUUGGUUCUUUGACUUUCAAUGUUAUUGAUGCAUCAUAUCUGAAACCAUCUGGUGAAUCAUCAAAACAAUUAACAUUGGGAGAUGUGGGUGCUCCAGCCAAAAAUGCAGAAAAACCAAAAAUUUCUACUAGAAAACCUGCCCCUCGGACCAAGGUUCCUUUUGAGAAGGGAUAUAGUCAAAUGGACUGGCUUAAGCUUACUCAAACGCAUCCUGACCUUGCAGGACUGAAAGGGCAGUCAAAUAGGAGGCUUAUUUCAAUGAGUGAAGUUAAGCAAAAUCAAGCAGAAGGUUCCAUGUGGACUGUUUUGAAAGGACGUGUCUACAAUAUAUCUCCAUACAUGAAGUUUCACCCUGGAGGUGUUGAUAUGCUCAUGAAGGCAGUGGGAAAAGACUGCACAUCUUUAUUCAACAAAUACCAUGCUUGGGUAAACGCUGAAUUCUUACUGGAAAAAUGUCUGGUGGGUACCUUUAAUGAUGGUGAAGGAAGCAACAGAUGAUAAAAACUGCUUCUUGGGACUAAGCUUUAUCGCAGCUGCCAGGAAGGAUUCCGAUGAUUUUUCUUUUACUUAGUGCAGGUAGAGGAUGCAAUCAUAUCCGUGGCUGUAGGACUAAUCAAAUCAUUUAAUUUUAUACAUCUGAUUUUGUACAAGAUAUGAUGAAUGGAAUAAAGUUAUACAUUUAUACACAUUGUGCAAGAAUAAUAUACACUAAUAUGUAAGGAAUCAUAUUUUAGUGUUGAUUUGGUGACCGAUUGGAAC
Messenger RNA from Durio zibethinus, 1187 nucleotides. It is a transcript of the gene RLF, whose product is annotated as reduced lateral root formation. Gene Ontology annotation, molecular function: heme binding; cytochrome-b5 reductase activity, acting on NAD(P)H. The record is from RefSeq and is a predicted model, not a curated record. Lineage: Eukaryota; Viridiplantae; Streptophyta; Magnoliopsida; Malvales; Malvaceae. Gene Ontology annotation, cellular component: cytoplasm.